Molecule: messenger RNA, 7262 nt
Organism: Pipistrellus kuhlii (Kuhl's pipistrelle)
Lineage: Eukaryota; Metazoa; Chordata; Mammalia; Chiroptera; Vespertilionidae
Gene: BRWD1
Product: bromodomain and WD repeat domain containing 1
Exons: 42
Coding region: 313-7227 (2304 amino acids)
Biological process (GO): regulation of transcription by RNA polymerase II; cytoskeleton organization; regulation of cell shape
Cellular component (GO): nucleus
Molecular function (GO): protein binding
Source: RefSeq, a predicted model, not a curated record
CUCGCCCGCCGGGUCCCCGGUGCCCGCACCCGCCCAGACGGAGGGCCGGGCGCCGAGGGUCGCUCUUCCCGGCGGGCCCGGCCGCCAGAGGCCCCGGGCGCCGGCGCCCCUCGGGGGACUACUUUCCCUCCGCGGAGGGACUACUUCGCGGAGACGUCGCUGGCGGCGCGCGCGCGCACGCGCACGCGCACGGCUGGCGGCGGCGGCGGCGCGCCUGGGAGAGGGACGCCGGCCCGGUCAGGCCUCGGCGCGGCCUACACGCUCCGUCGCUCGCUCGUUCGCUCCCAUCCUCGCCCCGCGCCCGGCCCGGCCAUGGCGGAGUCCUCGCCCGCCCGACGCCCGGUGCCCCUCAUCGAGUCCGAGCUGUACUUCCUCAUCGCCCGCUACCUGUCGGCCGGCCCGUGUCGGAGAGCCGCCCAGGUGCUGGUGCAGGAGCUGGAGCAGUACCAGCUGCUGCCCAAGAGGCUGGACUGGGAGGGCAACGAGCACAACAGGAGCUACGAGGAAUUGGUCUUGUCCAAUAAGCAUGUGGCUCCUGAUCAUCUGUUGCAAAUAUGCCAGCGCAUCGGUCCCAUGUUGGAUAAAGAAAUCCCACCCAGUAUUUCAAGAGUCACUUCUUUACUUGGUGCAGGAAGGCAGUCUUUGCUACGUACAGCAAAAGACUGCAGGCACACAGUGUGGAAGGGCUCUGCCUUUGCUGCUCUUCACAGAGGAAGACCCCCCGAAAUGCCCGUGAAUUACGGUUACCCACCGAGCCUGGUGGAGAUACAUCGAGGCAAACAACUCACAGGGUGUUCCACUUUUAGCACAGCAUUUCCAGGAACCAUGUACCAGCAUAUAAAAAUGCACAGGAGGAUUCUUGGACAUCUAUCUGCUGUUUACUGUGUAGCAUUUGAUAGGACAGGACAUAGAAUCUUUACAGGUUCAGAUGAUUGUUUGGUGAAGAUUUGGUCAACACACAAUGGCCGCCUAUUAUCCACAUUAAGAGGUCAUUCUGCAGAAAUUUCAGAUAUGGCAGUAAACUAUGAGAACACAAUGAUUGCCGCAGGGAGCUGUGAUAAAAUAAUUAGAGUGUGGUGCUUGAGAACUUGUGCCCCAGUUGCUGUGCUCCAGGGACACACAGGGUCAAUUACAUCUUUACAGUUUAGCCCAAUGGCCAAAGGCUCUCAAAGAUACAUGGUUUCUACUGGUGCUGAUGGGACGGUUUGUUUUUGGCAGUGGGAUUUAGAAUCUCUGAAAUUUAGCGCGCGUCCCUUGAAGUUUACUGAAAAGCCCAGACCAGGUGUUCAGAUGCUUUGUUCUUCUUUUAGUGUUGGUGGUAUGUUUUUAGCCACUGGUAGUACCGAUCAUGUAAUCAGAAUGUACUUUUUGGGUUUUGAAGCACCUGAAAAAAUCGCAGAACUUGAAAGCCACACUGACAAAGUUGAUAGUAUCCAGUUUUGUAACAAUGGUGAUCGGUUUUUAAGUGGUAGCAGAGAUGGAACAGCACGGAUUUGGAGAUUUGAGCAGUUAGAGUGGAGAAGCAUUUUGUUGGAUAUGGCUACUAGAAUCUCAGGGGACUUAACCUCCGAAGAAGAAAGGUUUAUGAAACCCAAAGUAACAAUGAUAGCUUGGAAUCAGAAUGAUAGCAUUGUUGUCACAGCUGUGAAUGAUCAUGUUCUCAAAGUGUGGAAUUCUUAUACUGGACAACUACUUCAUAACUUGUUGGGACAUGCUGAUGAAGUGUUUGUUUUGGAGACACAUCCCUUUGAUUCCAGAAUUAUGCUAUCUGCAGGACACGAUGGCAGCAUAUUUAUAUGGGAUGUUACAAAAGGCACCAAGAUGAAACAUUACUUUAAUAUGAUCGAAGGACAAGGGCACGGAGCUGUGUUUGACUGUAAGUUUUCACAGGAUGGACAGCACUUUGCCUGUACGGACUCUCAUGGGCACCUUCUGAUAUUUGGGUUUGGAUGCAGCAAGCCAUAUGAAAAGAUUCCUGAACAGAUGUUCUUCCAUACCGACUAUCGACCACUGAUUAGAGAUUCUAAUAAUUAUGUCUUAGAUGAGCAAACUCAGCAGGCUCCUCACCUUAUGCCUCCACCAUUCUUGGUAGAUGUAGAUGGAAAUCCUCAUCCAACUAAGUACCAGAGAUUAGUACCAGGCCGAGAAAAUUCUGCCGAUGAACAUUUGGUUCCACAGCUAGGCUAUGUGGCAACAAGUGAUGGAGAGGUAAUUGAACAAAUUAUAAGCCUACAAACUAAUGAUAAUGGUGAAGGAAGCCCAGAGCCCAGUGUUCUUGAUGGAAUGAUAAGACAGUUGCAACAGGAGCAAGAUGAGAGGAUGGGAGCUGGUCAGGAUAAUAACCCAAAUGUACUUCCAAAUGGGGAAGAAACACCACGAAGAGGUUUUAGAAGACCAAGCUUAGACAUCCAGUCGCCUCCAAAUAUUGGUCUGCGUCGGAGUGGACAAGUAGAAGGUGUUCGCCAGAUGCAUCAGAACGCUCCCCGUAGUCAGAUCGCUACAGAGCGGGACCUGCAGGCGUGGAAACGGAGAGUGGUUGUACCAGAGGUACCACUAGGCAUAUUUAGGAAGUUGGAAGAUUUCAGAAUAGAGAAAGGUGAAGAGGAAAGAAAUCUUUAUGUAAUUGGAAGAAAAAAGACUCUUCAGUUCUCACAAAAGUCAGAUUCAGCAAUUUUGAUGUCAUCGUUUAGGCAGAGGACAUGUAGGCGUAAAUGUCCAAAUUACAGCAGAAGAAAUGUUGGACGGAUUGAGUUGUCUUCUGGAAAUGAGUCUUCAAGCUCUGUGAGACAUACUUCCUGUGAUCAAAGUGAAGGUUCUCGUUCAUCCGAAGAAGAAGAGUGGAAAAGUGAUAGAAGAAGUGAAAGCGAAAGCGAAAGCGAGAGCGAAAGUUCUAGUGACUCUUCAUCUCGAUAUUCUGAUUGGACAGCUGAUGCAGGCAUCAAUUUGCAGCCUCCUUUACGAACUUCAUCUCGUCGGCGUAUUACUCGGUUUUGUAGUAGUUCAGAGGAUGAAGUGUCUGCUGAGAAUUUAUCUCCUCCAAAAAGGAGACGAAAGAGAAAGAAAGAAAAUAAGCCUAAAAGAGAGCAGAAUUUGCAGAGAGCGACUCUGGCAGAGUUAACAGAUAAUAUGGAAGAUUUAUAUGAAUGUCAUCCUCCAGUUUGGAUAACUGACACCACACUUCGAAAAUCUCCAUUUGUUCCACAAAUGGGCGAUGAGGUUAUAUAUUUUCGACAGGGUCAUGAAGCUUAUAUUGAGGCUGUCAGAAGAAAUAACAUUUAUGAACUGAACCCGAACAAGGAGCCAUGGAGAAAAAUGGAUCUUAGGGAUCAAGAAUUGGUCAAAAUAGUUGGAAUACGAUAUGAGGUUGGACCCCCUACACUCUGUUGCCUCAAACUAGCAUUUAUAGAUCCUGCAAAUGGAAAACUUAUGGACAAGUCUUUCUCUAUUAGAUAUCAUGAUAUGCCAGAUGUUAUUGACUUUCUUGUGUUGCGUCAAUUUUAUGAUGAAGCAAGACAGAGGAAUUGGCAGUCUUGUGACAGGUUCCGUUCUAUCAUUGACGACGCCUGGUGGUUUGGAACGGUGCUCAGUCAGGAGCCCUAUCAGCCGCAGUACCCCGAUAGCCAUUUCCAGUGUUACAUUGUCAGGUGGGACAAUACUGAAAUUGAAAAGCUCAGCCCAUGGGAUAUGGAACCAAUUCCUGAUAAUGUUGAUCCACCUGAAGAAUUAGGAGCUAGUAUUUCUGUUACUUCAGAUGAGCUAGAGAAAUUGCUCUACAAACCACAAGAUGGUGAAUGGGGUCAGAAAUCGAGGGAUGAAGAAUGUGAACGAAUUAUUAGUGGCAUAGAUCAACUUUUGAAUCUCGAUAUAGCAGCAGCUUUUGCAGGUCCAGUUGAUCUGUGUUCGUACCCGAAGUACUGUACUGUAGUGGCUUACCCUACUGAUCUUUACACAAUUCGAAUGAGACUUGUUAAUCGAUUUUACAGGAGGCUGUCUGCAUUGGUCUGGGAAGUCAGAUAUAUAGAACACAAUGCCAGGACAUUUAAUGAACCUGAGAGUGUAAUUGCAAGAUCAGCUAAGAAGAUAACUGACCAACUUCUAAAAUUUAUCAAGAAUCAAGACUGUACAGAUAUCUCAGAACUUUCUAACACUUCUGAAAAUGAUGAGCAAAAUGCCAAGGCUUUGGUUGAUAGUGAUCUCCCUAAAACAUCUUCUGGAAGAAGAAGAGGCCACGAUUGGAAAAAAAGGAGCAGCAAAGCCACCAGCUAUGUUGAAAGCAACUGGAAGAAACAGUGUAAGGAACUAGUGAACUUAAUUUUUCAAUGUGAAGAUUCUGAGCCAUUUAGACAACCUGUUGAUUUGGUUGAAUAUCCAGACUAUCGAGAUAUUAUAGAUACUCCAAUGGAUUUUGGAACUGUAAGGGAGACUUUAGAAGCGGAAAAUUAUGACAGCCCCUUGGAAUUUUGCAAAGACAUCCGGUUGAUAUUUAGCAAUGCAAAAGCAUAUACACCAAACAAAAGAUCAAAGAUUUACAGUAUGACCUUGAGGUUGUCUGCCUUAUUUGAAGAAAAAAUGAAGAAAAUCUCUUCUGAUUUUAAAAUUAGUCAAAAAUUCAAUGAAAAACUUCGAAGAAGCCAGAGAUUCAGGAGACAGCAAAAGUGUAACCGUGCCAGUCAGGCUAACAAAAGUGCCAGAAAUACCAAGCAGAAGCGUUUAAAAUCACAGACAAGAGUAAUUUCUGAGUUGGUAGGUUCUCCUACCCAGUCUACCUCAAGUCAGGCCGCUUAUUCUGCAAGCCACAAGACCAGGGCCAGCGUCUCUUCGGGUGACUCUUCUGGGGACUCUUCCGAUUCAACAGCAUCCUCAGGAAGAAUGACAAGCAGUAGACCCGUCACUCUCACAAAUGGUUCUCCGUUAUCUGAAAGUGAAAUGGAAGAUUCCUUAGGCACCUCUUCCUCGUCCUCGGCGUCUGAGAGUUCCGAGGAGAGCACAGGGAGUGCAAGAGCCCGGGAGCCGUCCUUGCGCAGGAGGCUGGCCACAAGUGUCCGAGUCCGAGUGACCAGAACCCGCGCUGCGCAGAGAAGACCUGGUCCAGUUUCUUUAGAAAAUGGAUGUGGCAGAAAAGCCACUCGAAAGAGAGUCUAUUUAAGUGACUCCGAUAACAAUUCAUUGGAAACCGGUGAAAGUUUAAAGGCCCGAGCUGGAAAUAACCGGAAAGUGCUCAGAAAGUGUGCCGCUGUGGCUGCCAAUAAGAUAAAGCUAAUGAGUGACAUAGAGGAGAAUUCUAGCUCUGAAAAUGUCUCUUCUGGCCGUAAGCUGCCUCACCGCAAUGCUUCUGCUGUGGCUAGAAAAAAGUUGUUAUAUAACUCUGAAGAUGAUCAGAGCUUGAAGUCAGAAACCGAAGAGGAGGAGGAAAAUCAACCAUCACCAGGGUCCAGUUCUCAUGCUGCCCAGAAUACUGUCAAUGAAUCUGAAAAUGGAGAUUCAGAGUCAGAAGGUGACUUGCAGGAAGUCCGGAAAAAUUGGCAUGCUAAUGGUUACAAGUCCCAUACUGCAGCAACUUCUAAGACAAAACUUAAAAUAGAGUCUUCUGAGGAAAGUCACGGUUCAGAUCAUGGACAUAACAGAACUAAUGACCCAUCAACAUCUGGGCAGAAACUUACGGCAGGAAGUGUCUCAGGGGAAGAGGAGGAAGCAGAUUCUGAACCAAGGAAAUACCCUGUUAGGAAAUACAACACAACUCGCAAGAAUGCCACCUUCCUUAAAAAAGCAAAGGUCUUCACUGAUUCAGAGGACUCUGAAUCUGAGGAAGAUAGAGGAGAUGGAAGAUGUCACAAAGUGGAAACAAACCUACCGUUAGGAAAUUUGAAUUGUGAACCUGUGGCUGCGUCCCACUGUUUCUCAGAUCACGUGUCUGAAACUGAUGUGGAUUCAGAUGAUGACAAAACAAAAGAAAAACCAGACGAUUUUAUGAGAGAUUCGACAUCACAGGACCAUGGACAAAGCAGAAAAGGUUCCAGGAAAAGGGUGUGUUCCAGUGACUCCGACAGCAAUGUGAAGGUGGCUAAGAAACCCUCCAGAGCCAAAACGGGUCUCCAGAGGGUUCCUCGAAGAUGUGCAGCCACCGCUGCCAGUAAGAUUAAGCACAUGAAUGAUCUGGAAGAUGCUGGUUCAGAGAACGUGUGCACUAGAGGCAAGAGGAGAAGGAAGAAGCCGCUCCGGUUUGCAUGUUCCACAGCUGAGAAGAUGGGGAGUGAUUCUGAGGAAGAUGCCAACUGUGACGUGCCAGACGAACAGAGUGCCAGUGAAGGGGAGCUGUCCGAGGCCGACUCGGAAGGGAGCGCAAAAAGCAUUCACCAGCCUCUAAAUGGAGACUCCGACUCUGAGAGUAUGCCGGACUCAGAACAUAAGGCCAGGCCUGCCAGGCGUACCAAUAGGCACAAAAAUGUUGCACCUUCUAGAACGAAGAGUUCGUUGUUUGGAUCUUCAGAGGAAGAUUCAAAAAGCCAUAUUCCAGUGGGGGAGAUGGGUAGAAAAUUUUCUCCCGCAUCAACUUUGGAGCAAAAAACUACUGCAGAGACUAACUUCGAAGAGGAACUGAAUUACGGGCUGCGCAGGUGGAAUGGCAGAAGACUCAGGACCUAUGGGAAGACUCCUUUCAGUAAGACAGGAGCGAUCCAGGACUCUCCGGAAGCAGCGAAGCCGGAAACAAAAAGGAAGAGACUGCAUCCUAAAUCGGGAAAUGUGAAGAACUCAGAAACAGCAGGGAAUUCAGAGCGCGGACCCGACACUAGUCCCAAAUCUGAUUCAGAGCUGGGAUCUGUAACUGAAUCAGAUGCUGACUGUGCUGUUGAUACAAAAUCCAAAAAGAGGAAAACAAAAGGAAAAGCAAAAGUAAAUGUUAGAAAAGAAUCUGUUCCUAGAGACAGAGAUCCCAAUACAAAAGUGAGAACACGUUUGCGUAAUCAGAAGGAUGCAGUGCAAAUGCCUAGUGACACUCUGAGAGCAAAAGUGGUGCCCGAGAGAGUCCCCCGCAGAUGUGCUGCUGUUGCUGCAAAUAAGAUAAAGAUAAUGAGUAACCUAAAGAACACGAUUUCCGGACCAGGUGUCUGGAGUAGGAAGAGUAGCAGAAAACUGCCCCAUCGGAACGCUUCUGCUGCGGCUAAGAAAAGAUUACUGAAUGUGUAUAAAGAGGAUGAUACAAGUAUAAGUUCAGAAAGUGAAAAAUAGCAAAAUGCUUUUGUUUUAGUCAGAGCAGAUCCUGG